This is a messenger RNA of Atta colombica, 380 nucleotides long. RefSeq lists its product as uncharacterized. Bases 16 to 372 code for a protein of 118 amino acids. The record is from RefSeq and is a predicted model, not a curated record. NCBI's taxonomy places the organism in Eukaryota, Metazoa, Arthropoda, Insecta, Hymenoptera, Formicidae. The transcript is spliced from 3 exons.
AAGAACGAAUGUUCCAUGUACACAUCUGCUUUUUUACAUGCAUCUUAUAGCUUUCUCUCUCACACGCAUCUUGGAUCAAUUCUGUACAAUGAACAGAAAUAUAAUGUUAUUGACAAUACAAAUAUCCAUUGCAAUGUAUCAGUUAAUGCUCAAUGUACUCUGCAGAGUUAUGAUAGUAUUCAAUUGUCGAAAUGCCAAACAUCUCCAAAGGUUAUAUCUUCUGUCAUAUUGGAACACCAGACUCAGCUACGAAAAUUGAAAGAUUAUUAUAUGUUGUCAAUAGUGAACUGUCCACACUUGACUCCACCUUUAGCUACACCUAGGAAAGCUCGAAGGGCUUUGCAGCUAUCAAACAAUAACAACGAAAAAUAAAAACUGCA